Molecule: messenger RNA, 1723 nt
Organism: Limulus polyphemus (Atlantic horseshoe crab)
Lineage: Eukaryota; Metazoa; Arthropoda; Merostomata; Xiphosura; Limulidae
Gene: PDCD-5
Product: programmed cell death protein 5-like
Exons: 5
Coding region: 132-530 (132 amino acids)
Cellular component (GO): cytosol; nucleus
Molecular function (GO): DNA binding
Source: RefSeq, a predicted model, not a curated record
UAUUUGCAAAGAGCCAUCUGUGGACAUAUUUGUUUAGCAAUAGCGAGUGUGGUGUUGGUUUGAAUUGUUUUCCAAAAAUAGCAAAUUAUAAAGUUUCAACGAAUUAGAAUUAAUACUUUUAGGAUAUUAGAAUGGAAGACGAAGAAUUAAAAGCGCUUAGAGCACAAAGAAUGGCAGAACUUCAAGAGCAAUAUGGUGUAACUCAAGGUGGAAAAAAUGAGAGAAAUUCUAACCAAGAACAAGAACAGAAAGCAAAAGAGGAAGAAAUGCGGAAUUACGUUCUCUCCCAGGUUCUUUCUCAAGAAGCACGUGCAAGACUGAGUACUUUAGCUGCUGCUAAACCUGAAAAAAGCAAGAUGGUAGAAAAUAUGUUAAUUAACAUGGCAAGGACAGGCCAGAUUCAAGGAAAGCUUGAUGAGAAUGAAUUCAAAAACCUGCUGGAGAAAGUUAGUGAACAUACAACAAAGAAAACAACUGUAAAGUUUGACAGAAGACGAGCAGCUCUUGAUGAUUCUGAUGAAGAUUUCUGAGAAGUGCUUAUCAACAUUGGUCAUUGUUUAAAUGAAACAUUAUUCAGAAGAAGAAUGUGUAAAUGUUAAGCCUGCAAAUUACAGUUACAUGUACAUGACUAUAAUGUUGAGACAUGGAAAUCAAGACUUUGCCAGGUUCAGAUUUACAUGCUCUGGUUAAAAUCUGAAAAUAAUACAAUGACUAAAAGAAGGAGAGAUGUUCACUGAAGUUUAAUCUUUUUUUUUUUUUUUUCAUAUAUUAUUUGAGUGCCAGACUAACUUUGCAUAAUAAUAUUGUUUUGCUAAGUUUCAGACUAACUAUAUAUAUGGGGAAUAAAAUGCAUUUUGAAACUUGGAUUUUUUUAAACUCCAUAGGAAGACUACAUAAAGAAAUUUCAGUAAUAAUUCAUAAGAUUUAAGAAUUAUAAAAAUUGGAAUGACAGUAUAAGUUAGGUUACCUUAUAAAUUCCAUCAUUAGAAAUGGAAAUAGCUUAAUACAAUAUAUUAUGUAUCUUGAAACUUUUUGAAUUGUGAUUAAAUCUUCCUUACCGAACCACAUAUUUUUAUGUGUUGUUUUUAAUAGUUAAUUCUUAAUUUUUGAAAGUACAUGAUUUAUUCAUUCUGUUGAAGAUCCCUUUAUAUUUAUUUUGUCAGUAAUACAGAGUUCAUGUAAAGGAGAUAAACUUGGCUUUUCCAUUUAACCAAAUACCUUGAAAAGGUGAAAGUGGGGUUGCAUUGUAUAUACAUAAAAAAAUAUUGGAUCUGAAAGCUAGAAAGGGAAAGAGGUGUACAAAAAAAAUCACUGAAACUCAACUUCUAAAUGUAGCUAAUUUCAGUUUCUAAAAGAGCGAAAGUUUGCUCAAACAUGAUGUUAUUUAUGUAUAAACUUGGUAUUGCUGAAUCAGACUUUUGGACUUAAAACAGCAAAUCAUGUAUAUAUUCAUCAAUUCAGUAAGUAAGUGAUGUGCACGUUAAGAAUGGCAUGGUCGUGUCAGUUGAACACAAAAAAAAUAUAAGUUUGAUAUAAUCCAAUUAGGUUUCAACAGUGAACUAAAGUACUGUAAAACAUUUAAAAAAAAAGAACUGUAGGUUAGAAGUAGCUAGAAAAGAUAAACAAAAACCUUGAGUAAAUCGUUGCAUUUUAGCAACUUUUGUAAGAUCAUGUGUUGUAUGUGAAUAAAUAAACCUACCGCAACAAGGAAAUAAAUAAGUAA